Fusarium redolens is the source of this 1625-nucleotide messenger RNA. RefSeq lists its product as uncharacterized. NCBI's taxonomy places the organism in Eukaryota, Fungi, Ascomycota, Sordariomycetes, Hypocreales, Nectriaceae. The transcript is spliced from 5 exons. The record is from RefSeq and is a predicted model, not a curated record. Bases 1 to 1575 code for a protein of 524 amino acids.
AUGACAGAUGCUGCACAGAAUCUUGAAGACGAAGAUGAUGAAUACCUCGAUGCGACUAUAGAUAUCGAUGAGGAAGACAGCGACGAUGAAGAUGAUGAAGGUUGCGAUGAAGACAACAUCGUUGCUUACCCGAAUAGCCUUCACGACUGCAUAGUCGCCAAACAUGGUGCGCCGUACAUAGGCUACAUACCCGGACUGAAGCCUGGUCAUGCCCUCUUCGAACGCCAGCAACACGCCGUGAGAGCCGCUAUGCAGUCACUUGCUGGCCCAUUCAAGGGCAUGAUCCUGGGAGAUCCUCCGGGACUCAGAAAGACCUUGGUAGCGCUCGCAGUGGCUACCUCGUCUGGAAGUCCGGCGAUGCCCCGUCGCCCAUUGUUGCACCUCUGUCAUGUUGACGCCAGCGGGUGGCUGAACUUGAUGUGUUCUUUCAAGGCGCAAGAUAGAUCACAAGGCCAACAAAUAUCAGUCAAGGGCAUCGGCGACUGUCAUGAGGUGAAUCGUGUCGCAAGGUUCCAGGACGCCGUCGAAGAUUACAAGGCAGGGCUGACGGCCGUCUUCCCAAAGAGACCCAAGCUGGUCUUCCUUUCUGGUAGUCUUGAGUCGGGCCCAUACAGCACAUGGGGUGAUGGCUAUGCCCUCCUGAGUCUACUGAAAGGGCAUCCUAUGACCAGCUUCCAGGGAUUCCAGAAGAUCUUUGGAGAAAGUGGCGGAAAAAGCCUUCGGUUUCCUACAGGGAAGUACCUCAUCCGGUACAUUCAGGUGCUCGACGCAGCCAGCUACAUGAAACCAAUAUCCACUAUUCAAGAUUGCCUUCCACCCAGGACUGACAUUGUGCGACACUUCGCUCUCGACUCAGACGACAGAAAAAAGCCCAAUCAUGCUUUUAUGGAAUUCAAACAACUGAUCUUGCCAAGGAGGAUGAACAACAAAUCACAAAGCAAGAAGUCGCGAGGCAAAGCCCCGCGACACAUGAAGAAGGACGAUGCUGCAGGUUGGGCACACCUCAUCGAAGCUCAACAAUACGCAUACCAUCCCAUGCUGGUAGAGCUCAAGCUAGCGCACAAAGGUCUGAUGGAAAGCGUGAGACACGAGGACACCGACGGCGCUCUUCCUGAUGACGCUGACGGCCAAGCUCUUGCACAGGCCGCCGAGUGGUGUGAAUUGUUAGAGCAGGGUCGCAACUCGCAUUCACGACGUGUCAAGAUGGUACUUGGUACCCCGGUCAUCAAGAAGGUAUCCCAACCUGUGCUUCCGCAUGCCCUACUUGUCAGUCGGGGUACUGGUGGUCAAGGCCUCAACGUGCAGUUUGCAAACGUCGUCAUUCGAUGCGGGCCUUGGUGGAAGAACGCGUGGGAAGAGCAAGCAGCUGGACGAGUUCAUCGACCAGGACAGCGGAAGCUCACCUUCGUUUACGAACUCAGAGCCCAGGACUGCGCCGUGGAGAAGAACGAGAUGGGGGUACAAGACAAGAACAGGGUCAACACUCGUAUCCUUUCUGCCAUCACUAGAGACGGCGAUGGUGAGCCUCAUCAACGAGGCACUCCACUGCUUGGGCUGGAUCAGGGCGAGGAUUAGAACCGAGGGCCUGGACGAACCGUAAAGCUCAUAAGAAGCAUGCUAUCAAU